Molecule: messenger RNA, 1343 nt
Organism: Uranotaenia lowii
Lineage: Eukaryota; Metazoa; Arthropoda; Insecta; Diptera; Culicidae
Product: beta-1,4-galactosyltransferase 7-like
Exons: 4
Coding region: 303-1244 (313 amino acids)
Biological process (GO): carbohydrate metabolic process; proteoglycan biosynthetic process
Molecular function (GO): xylosylprotein 4-beta-galactosyltransferase activity
Source: RefSeq, a predicted model, not a curated record
GAAGCAAAUUAACGUCAUUCAUGAAUACAUCCAGUCCAAAAUAAGACUUUCUUCAAGGAUUUUCUGUGCUUAUCCUAAUGCUUUUCAAUAAUAAAAUAAAUUUUGAAAAUCAUUCUUUCAAAGAGAUUGCAUUCUAGAUUACAUGGCUAUCAUCGACAUUCAAAUUUAGUGCAAUUUCCUAUCUUUAGUUAUGUUCGCAUCAUCAUGAGAAGAGAAAAGAAACGAGGACACAAAACCGGAAGAAAGAUCGCUGUUUUGGGAUAGGAGCAGGGCUUCAAAGCCGCUAACAAGAAGCUUGUGCCAUGAUCGUGCUAAGAUCCGUGUAUGUACGGUUUCUGACCAUCAUCGUUCUGACGUCGAUUGGUGUGAUUCUCAUGAUAUCCAGUCUCCCGGUAACAUCAGAUACAUGCAGGUGCGAAUCAGAUCGAGAUACUCGGCAUGAAAAGUUACAUGAAAGUUUCGCGGGAUCUCCAGUAACGAAAAAACCUAAAUUGGCAGUAUUGGUGCCUUUUCGGGACAGAUUUGACGAACUGUUGCGAUUCGCCCCACACCUUUCUGUUUUCCUGAAACGUCAGAAUGUCCCGUUUGAUAUUUUUGUUUUGAAUCAAAACGAUCGAUACCGGUUUAACCGGGCUUCGCUAAUCAACGUUGGAUUCUUGGAGGUCAAACUGACUCACGAUUACAUUGCAAUGCAUGAUGUAGAUCUACUACCUACGAACGAUAAUUUAAAGUACGAUUAUCCUGCCAAUGGUCCGUUGCACAUUUCCAGCCCAGAGUUCCAUCCAAAAUAUCACUACGCCACGUUUAUUGGAGGAAUUCUUUUGUUGCGGAUCGACCAUUACCAAAAACUCAACGGAAUGUCCAACAAGUACUGGGGAUGGGGUUUGGAAGACGACGAAUUCUAUGUUCGCAUCAAAGAAGCUGGACUGCAGGUUUACCGUCCUCCAAACAUAACAACCGGACCAGAUAAUACUUUUCUUCACAUACACGAUCGGCUGCAUCGGCGUCGAGAUACUACCAAAUGUUUCAAUCAGCGAGAAGUAACCCGCAAACGAGACCGCGAGACAGGACUAAACUCUUUACGAUAUAGCAUUGACAGCCGUAAACAGUUGACUAUUGAAGGUGUUCCGUUGACUGUUUUAAACAUUAACUUAGAGUGUGAUAAAUCAGUGACGCCAUGGUGUGAAUGUGAUACCAAAACCGAAUCGAAAAGCCAUUCAACGUGGAGCAAAAAAUCUGUUUGAAACACCCCGAUGGAUUUCUUUUAGUCGCUAUCACGAUAAGAACAAUAAAUUACUUAUAUCAACUGUAGUUUUAUUUAGUCUAAAAUCACACGUAUUGUU